This is a messenger RNA of Dreissena polymorpha, 1606 nucleotides long. RefSeq lists its product as uncharacterized. NCBI's taxonomy places the organism in Eukaryota, Metazoa, Mollusca, Bivalvia, Myida, Dreissenidae. The record is from RefSeq and is a predicted model, not a curated record. The transcript is spliced from 4 exons. The coding region runs from base 1168 to 1500 and encodes 110 amino acids.
AGAUGUGUGCCCCGGGCAGCCCCCGUGUCCGCCCCAGCCGUCCAUCGACUGUGUGACGAGCUACCAGUACGAGACCGAAAACGGCUUCCAGUGUCUGCGCAGCUGCAAGCACUGGUGUUGCUCCACCGUGGAGGCGCUCCGUCACACGUGUCCGGAGACAAGCCCGGACGACCCGUACUGUGUGGGCACGAAUAUCGUCCAAUACACCAUCCGAGGGCGCGAGUGUCCCGUGUACUGCGGAUGUGUACCGGACUGUCUAAGGUUAACUUGCUGAGUGCGUAUUCGAUAGUUUACUAACUGGUCGUCCCUACGUCUUAACGACGUCAUUAAGUACCGACCUAACGGUUAACUUGCUGAACGGAAAAAACUGAAAUAAAUGAGACCUAAAUACUUUUUGUAAGAGCAGUAUUGUGAUCAAUUUAAUAAUUUGUAUACAUGGUAUGUUGUUUGCUGCUAAUCAGUAACUAGUCUAAAGAAAGGUAUUAAGAAAGGUAAAUAUAACUUUCUAUGGGACUACACAUGCGUCAAAAUAAUAUCAAAGUGGCAAAUGGUUAAGCACAACCAUAUUAUGAUCUGGAUUUUCAAAUUUGCCAUACCACUGUCCUCUGAUAAAAAGGUUGUGCAUAUUAUCGUCACAUUGCAAUUCAUGUGCACACCAAUUUAUAUGUUACGUAUCUCAAAAUGAACUCAUUGUAAUGGUUUUUGUAUCGCUGAUUAUAGUAAAAGUCACUUUGCUUUUGACAUUUAUAAAAACGAAGGUUUAUGCAUAAUAUUACUAUCAAAUGACAAACAUACAAAAGGCAAAAAUAGCCUUAUAACAAUACCAAGCCAAAUUAAAAAAUCAAUAUAGAAACACUGUCAUAAUCUUGGGCCUCUGGUGGAUCCGAACGGUCUUGCAUAAUACACACAUUGCCCUUCAUAAUUGUAGCGUAUACAUACCAAAUGCAACUGCAGAUACAUCUGAAGAACAGAUCUCUUACUAUCACUAUAACAUGCAGUCAUUUAUUAAAAUAAAGAAAAACGCUUCCUUAGAAAUUACAGGCUCCAAUUAUAUGAUAUGUUACAUUUUCUUUUUCGAUUUUUUCGGACGGAAAUUCACACGGCCGGUUGAAGAAAGGAAAGGAUUUGCAGAGAGACAUACAGAAAACACAAGGCCGAACGUGGUACAUGGCGCAGAAGAAGAAGCAGUGUGCGAAGUGUUAUGAUUGUGACAUGAAGAUUGGCAAAUUCGACAUGGUGGACUGUGAUGGAAGCUGCUACACCCUGGAGGGACGCUCCGAGGAGGGCGAGCAGUACAUCAAACGAGGCUGUCUGUCCAUGAAACUCGACGACAACACGUGCAACUCGGGGCGCUUCGAUAGCUACUUCGGAAAUGUGUGCGCCUGCAACGGAGACAUGUGCAACCCUGCCAAUGUUCAUCGACCUGGCAUCAUCGGCAUGAUUGUGGCCUCUCUGUUAACAGUGGUGGUUGGAAGUCUGGGACUGACGCGCAUGUUUUAGUUGCUAAGUGUACAUUUUACGUGUUAAGUUGUCAUGACAAGCAAUUUGUAUAAAAAUGGUAUUUGAAUUUUUGCGGGUAUUUUUAUGCAAUAAAUUUAUAAAUGUA